Eremothecium cymbalariae DBVPG#7215 is the source of this 2514-nucleotide messenger RNA. RefSeq names its product Snf5p (gene SNF5). The transcript has a single exon. NCBI's taxonomy places the organism in Eukaryota, Fungi, Ascomycota, Saccharomycetes, Saccharomycetales, Saccharomycetaceae. Gene Ontology annotation, cellular component: nuclear chromosome; nucleus; SWI/SNF complex. Gene Ontology annotation, molecular function: transcription coregulator activity. Gene Ontology annotation, biological process: regulation of transcription by RNA polymerase II; chromatin remodeling. Bases 1 to 2514 code for a protein of 837 amino acids. The record is from RefSeq and is a predicted model, not a curated record.
AUGAAUAACCAGAAUCCGUUUGCCAACAUUGGAACUCCAAGUUUUAACUUGUCUCAGAUUCCACAGCACAUCUUGCAGAGUUUGACUCCAAUGCAAUUGCAGAUGAUUCAACAAAGGCAUCGUCAGUUGUUGUUAGAACAGCAACAGCAACAGCAACAACAACAACAACAACAACAACAGCAGCAGCAGCAGCAGCAGCCACAGCAACAACAACAACAACAACAACAACAACAACAGCAGCAGCAGCAGCAGCAGCAGCAGCGCCUACGACCACAGCAACAGCAACAGCAGCACCUACGACCACAGCAACAGCAACAGCAGCACCUACGACCACAGCAGCAGCAACAGCAGCACCUACAACCGCAGCAGGUACUGUCAGCUCACCAACAAAUGGGUGCGCCGACUAUCAACUUGCCACCUCAGAUUGCACAGCUACCACCCCACCUCCAAUUGCAAUGGCUAAAUAAUUUAAAACAACAAGCGAUUGCAAAGAAUAAUUCUAAUGAUGUUGCCAUGCUCACACAGUUACAACAACAAGUACAGGUUAGCAUUCAGCAACAACUUCAACAAGCGUCGCAUCCAGUUCAAGGUCAAUAUUCUGAUAUAGGCCCUAAAGAAGUUGCGGGCUCACAGGUGCCAAUGCAACUACCGCCACAGAUGGUAGGACAAAUGGCAGCUCAACAGAACCCUCAGGUGGCAGUUGGUUCAAUGGCCACUCAAAAUCGCGGCCCACAACCUAUGUCACAUUCAAUUCCUGCAGCCAUGUCAAUCCCUCAACCAGCACAACCCCCUGAACCUGAGUUGCCUAAAUUCCAAACACUAUACGAAGACCCUAAGGAGGCUACAUUGACAACGUCCGACGCAUGGUCCUUAAUAAUGAAGGCUCAAGGUUUGGAACCGCCCUCAGAUUUGCUUUUGUAUGAGCAGAUCAUCUCUCGUGACCAGUUGAAUUCGUUACAACUAGUCAAGGAACGAUCUGGGUAUGAGCCAAUGAGUAAGUUUGGGUUUAGUAAUAAAGAAUAUCUAACGAGGUUGGUUCAAGACUUGAACUACUACAAAGAGCUCAAGAAUACAAGAAUGAAGUCGAUUACCAACACCUCUCAAGGAAUUGUAUCGAAAAGUAUUUGGGGGGACGGUUACUCUGGAUAUGGAAAUGGUGUGACCAAUACUGUGACCAGUGUUGUUGUUGGUGGUGAAAGAAGUGGAGAAUAUAUAUCACUCAAUGACGUAUAUGAUGCGGUGAUGCAACAUAAUGUAGAGGAGUUGGUUCCCAUCAGAUUGGAAUUCGAUACUGAAAGGGACAAAUUCUCUUUGAGGGACACAUUCAUUUGGAAUAAAAAUGAAAAGCUUGUAAAAUUGGACGAAUUUGUAACUCGUAUGCUAGAAGACUAUAGAUUUGCACAACCAUCAUUAUUCAGGGAAACGGUCAUGAACAGCAUAAAAGAGCAACUAAAUGAAUUCCAACCGGACCCAUUCGGUUACGGAAAACGAGCAAAUAGAAUAGGUGGCGAUGAUCUAAGGAUUAAAAUUCGCUUAGAUAUUGUCGUCGGUCAAAACGAACUUUUUGAUACCAUCGAGUGGGAUGUAUCUAACCCAGAUAAUGACCCAGAGGAAUUCGCUCAAGUAAUGUGUGAAGAACUUCAGCUACCUGGAGAAUUUGUCACCGCAAUUGCCCAUUCCAUCAGAGAGCAAGUCCAUAUAUACCAUAAAGCCCUAUAUCUUGUUGGUUAUAAGUUUGACGGCUCGUUUGUAGAAGACGAUGAAAUCAGAUCACGUCUUCUCCCAGUCAUUACUCUUGAUGACGUUUAUCGUUCUUCUACUGAUUCCAAGAUGUAUACCCCCAAUAUCUUACAAAUAUCUGCACCUGAACUUGAACGUCUUGAUAAAGAUAAAGAUCGUGAUGCAAGACGCAAACGCAGACAAGGCCGUUUCAAUAGGCGCGGCGCUGCAACUUUUGCCGAUGCUUCCAUGCCUGACCUCGGUGACAUACCAAAAACCUUCCGAAUCCCUGUUCCCUCCACUGUUCUCCCCGGUGGUAUAGACCUUGGUCCGCCGGUCUCGUCAUAUACCCUCGUGACAACCACCACCAACAUCCCAAGACCUCCAAAGCCAGAGCCAGUUGAAUCUCCAUGUCGCAUUAUCACCCACGAUAGAGGCAAGAGCUUGUUAAUUAGAAUCAAAACCUCUGCAAAGGCCAUCUCCACUAUACCACAAUACCCUUCCACUGCUCAAAAAGCUCCUUCCUCCAGCACCUGCCCACCGACGGUAAACCUCCCUUCUUUAAACGCCGCAUAUCCUGAGCAUUCCUCAUCUGCUGUUACAGCUCCUACCGCUACAGCCCCUCUGCCCCCAAACACAUUCUUCAAACCCGAAUCUUCUACAAAAAACACAACUGCAAACCCAUCCCAGCUCUCCAAUUGCCCCUCCACUGACCACCUAGUAGCUUCUAACAGUGAAAACCCUUCAUCAACUCAACAUCCAUCUCAAACUGCUCCUGUCAACCAUCUUAAUUAA